Molecule: messenger RNA, 891 nt
Organism: Fusarium redolens
Lineage: Eukaryota; Fungi; Ascomycota; Sordariomycetes; Hypocreales; Nectriaceae
Exons: 1
Coding region: 1-891 (296 amino acids)
Source: RefSeq, a predicted model, not a curated record
AUGGCGUCGCGUUGGUUCACGCUCCUCCUCCUCCUGACGCCUUCAUUGGCUCUCGACAACAAUUUCGACUUCUACCCCAAAGGCGCGCAGAAAUGUCUUAACCAAGCCGCCGACGACGCCUCGUGCACUGGCGCUGACAGCAAAGAGCUGAACUACUGCCUCUGCGGUCUUGGCAACUACAACAAUGACUUCAUCCUCGGUUCCGCUGCCUGUAUCGGCAAGCAGUCGCCCGGCGAUGUGGAUGAGACGUACGACACCAUGAAUGAGGCGUGUUCUAAUUCGCAGACGCCGAUGAAGGUUACGAAGAAGGAGUAUCAGGAGGCGGCGGAGAAGGGAGCGAGUGCGACUACUGAUGCGGCUACCUCUUCGACUGCAUCUGCGACGGCGACCGACUCUGCGAGUACCACGAAAGAUACAGCUGCUGCCACGACGAGCGCUGAGAGCAACGAUGAUACGGGAUUGUCAACGGGCGCCACAGCGGGAGUAGCCGUUGGCGCAGCAGUGGGUGGUGCAGCGGUAGUAGGCUUAUUCGUGUGGUUCUGGAUGCAGCGCCGCAAGAAGAACGCCGAAGAAUCGCACCCUAUGCUACCCAACUACGAAAACCGCGACAGUUCACCGUACCAACCUACCGAGCCGAAACCAGCGUGGUCAGCAGCUGGUUCACCGCAUCAAGCAAUGGGAACGCCUGAUCCGAAUGCUGGAUUCUACAAGCCUGCUGGACCGGCGGAACUGCCGCCUGAUAACGUUGUUGCUGCGCCGUCGCCGGUUUAUGAGAUGGAUGGGACAGGGACGGCGGUUGAGAUGGAUGGGUCUACGCCUGUUGACCCACGGGGGGAUAGAUCGCGUCUGAGUUCGUCACAUUCGUCAAUAUCAUCGGGCUGGAGAGAUUAA